Microsporum canis CBS 113480 is the source of this 1887-nucleotide messenger RNA. Its product is annotated as RNA exonuclease 3. The transcript has 2 exons. Gene Ontology annotation, cellular component: nucleus. Gene Ontology annotation, molecular function: nucleic acid binding; exonuclease activity. The record is from RefSeq and is a predicted model, not a curated record. NCBI's taxonomy places the organism in Eukaryota, Fungi, Ascomycota, Eurotiomycetes, Onygenales, Arthrodermataceae. Bases 1 to 1887 code for a protein of 628 amino acids.
AUGUUCAGUUCGCUAGGGCUUUUCAACGCAGUGCUCUGUCCUCAAAAUGGUCACUGCAAUGUGAUUAAUUGCAUCUUUGCUCACAAAGAAGUCAAUAACAUAGCUAAUCCCACGCCCGUCGCCAACUCCAAGAAGGCAAUAAAUCCACAUUCUGAGGCCGUUUCGAAACAAUAUAUAGACGAACCACAUCGUAAAAGGCAGCGUUUGCACGACAAUGGAGGGGCUGAUACGGAGCUGACCAGCCAUUCUAUCCCAAAACCUGAUACUACCGCCAACCGGACCACUGCCAGUCCGCCUGCUGCAUAUGUUUUGGAAAAAACUCAGGAUCGUAUCCCUCCGGAAUCCCCUGGCUAUUUAUCAAAAAGACAAAUAAAGAAGGAGACACUCAAUCCGAGACACGUGUUUAAGCCUCCAGCAACACAUGCUAUUCGCAUGUCUAUCCUAAUUAAAUUGCAUAGCGCAAUGGUGCGCCUCAACAAUGAACUAAAGAAUUCCGUCGAUCCGUCUAAGAAGUGCAUGGCUCUCUCUGCCGAUGAAUUGAUUUCGAUGGCCCUGGAUGAAGAAGAAAAAAUCGCAAAGGAGUCGCCUGCUGUCUAUUCAAAUGUCAUCAAGUUACGCAUAGUGAAAUUGACUAAGAUGAAACCGCAAGAAUGGGAGGAAGCUGUUUUAGCCUUCAUUCGACCUGAAGGCUUAUCAGAAGCGAUAAAACCGCCUACCACACCAUCACAGCCUAUAUUAACCGACUUGACGGUUGAAGAAGAGAGGACUGUCCUCUCAACUCUAUAUGCUUCCCCUGAUGCUCUGAAGGAGCUUGAGUACGUUAUAUCUCCCCCGUCAACAGACGAUAUUGCCUGCGCAAAACGGGGGGUAGAGGCCUCACAGGGCUGGGAGAAGUGUGAUCGGUGCAACUCGAGGUUUCAAGUCUUUCCAGGGAGAAGGUCCGAUGGCAUCCUUACAUCGUCGGGCCCUUGUGUCUAUCAUUACGCAAGGCCCAUUAGGCCGCCUAAGCAGAAAACAGACCAUAUUGUGGGGCAGAAGGAGUUUUACUACCCUUGCUGUAAAGAACCCGUUGGAACAUCUACUGGAUGUACGAAGGUAGAUUCCCACGUAUUCAAGGUCACUGAUAUGAAGCGGUUGGCUGCCACAAUGCAAUUUAAAAAGACACCGCGACAGACGAAAGAACAAACGCUACCACCAGUCUGUUUCGACUGCGAAAUGGGAUAUACCACUUUAGGCCUUGAGAUGAUUCGCUUGACAGCUAUAAGCUGGCCAGAAGGGAAUUUACUCAUUGAUGUUUUGGUGAGACCGAUAGGAGAAGUUUUGGAUCUUAAUACUCGGUAUUCUGGCGUUCGGCCCGAACAGUUUGCGAAUGCUACUCCUUAUAAGAAAACGCAGGCUUCAGUUGCUACAAACAAGGUUAAGGAUAAUUCUAGUCAGAACCUUGAAAUAGUUGACUCGCCUGCCGCGGCAAGGGACUUGCUUUUCCAACAUCUACAACCAGAGACACCUCUGCUUGGUCACGCCUUGGAGAAUGAUCUUAAUGUUUGCCGUAUAAUCCAUCCUACUAUCGUUGAUACCGUGUUGUUAUAUCCACACCCAGCAGGCCUCCCUAUGCGGAACGGCCUUCGGGCUCUCACGAAGAAGUUCCUGGGGCGAGAUAUUCAAGCUGGCGGGGGUAGCGAGGGUCACGACUCCAUAGAGGAUGCAAAGGCAACUGGUGACCUGGUGAGGUACAAAGUAGGCGAGAAAUGGAAGGUUUUGAAACGAUCUGGUUGGACAAUUCAAGAUGGAAAGCUAGUAAGUCCGGCAGGUGGUGAGGUGGACGAAGUACACCGAGUGACGAAGACUGGCAUCGGUAUUAAGAGGAAGGCCGAUGAUGGCAACUAA